CAGGGACGGAGCGAAGCAGGCAAAGGAGGAAGGAAGACUCGAGCAAGGGACAGAGGGGGAUAACACGAACACCGAUAAGCCACGAACAUAACAAGAGCAACGCAACAACAGUAGCAGCACAAACGUGAAGGGGGGAAAGAACCGAGUGACGGUAAAGAUCUGGGGAGGCAGUGUAACACCCCGAUUUUUGAAACAGUUUAUUAUUUAUUUUAUUAACUAUAUUAUAUAUUUUAGUUUAUUUAAUAAUUAAAUUCAUUUACCUUUAGAAAUUAUUUUGUAAAUAAUAUAUAUGCUUAUAAUGGGACAAGUUUAGUAAGUAAUUUAACUAAUAAUAGUAAUAAGAGGAAAUUUAUUCACAUAUAUGUAAGAAGGGGGAAAAGGAAAAAAUAAAACAAGAAAAGAAAAAAAAAAGAAAAAGAAAAAAAAAACAAACACAAAAGAAGAACGACAUUCAAAACGGUGUUCACCACCGUUCACCAUAUUCACCCUCUUCACCAUUUUCUUCUCUCAAAAUUCUUCCUUCAUCACACAAUCACCAUCGUUGCCGACGACACAACCACACCGCCACUAGAGGUGACACCAUAGAAGUAGGCGGCGCAAGGAAGAAAAGGGGGUCGUUGUUGCUGUAAUUUGGAGCAUUUGGUGCUCGAAUUAGGGGCGUUUGCAAGUUAUUUCUCAUCCCCAAUCAUCUAUAUUAGUGGUGCUUACAAGAUGCACAAGCGCGAAAGAAGUAAAUCAUCAGAGAUGUGCGCUUUGAUGGAGCAGAUGGUAGAGUCUAAUAAGGCCAUGACUGAGGCUGUGCAAUUGCUAGCGGAAGCACGAGCUGCUACUACUAGCACUAGCAAAGUAGCUAUCACUGAAGUUGCUGCUGUGCAUAAAGCAAUUGACGGGAAGAAGCCGCCUAAGUAUGAUGGAAAAGGCGACCCCGUGAAGAUGGAGAAUUGGAUUAGAGAGUUUGACAAGAUCUUCGUCACUCUCCAGGUCCCUGAAGAGAUGAGAGUAGACUCCGCAGCCUACCAUCUCACUGAAGAUGCUGAUAUCUGGUGGACCAACAACAAAGAUAAUUUUACCACCAAAGUCACAUACGAUGAGGAUGGUUUUGAGGAGGUGGAGACAAAGGAAUUUGGUUGGAAAGAGUUCAAGAAGGCGCUACGCGCUGAGUUCUUCCCACCUCAUAUGAGGAAAAGGAAGAGAUCUGAGUUUGAACAGCUGGAGCAAGGAGAUAUGUCUGUCCAAGACUUUUAUACUAAAUACCUUGAGUUGUCUCGUUUCGUGCCUGAAUUGGUCCCAAAUGAACAAGAAAGAGCUCAGAGGUUCGAGGAAAAACUUGAUCUUGAACUUCUUAGCAAUAUGGGAGCGGCCGACUUCACGACCUUGAACGAAGUUUAUACUCGUGCUAGCAAUGCCGAGAGAAUCAAGGAGAGAAGGAAAGCCGCAGAAAAGAUGAAAGCUCCUACAAAAGAAAGUACCCAACAAUGGGAUAAGGGUAAUAACUUUAGUCAAAACAAGAGCAGAAACUUUGAUAAUCGGGGUCUAGGGGUAACUUCAAUAGAGGAGGUCAGAGUCAACAAGCCUCAAGGAGUGCUCAGAGUUCGUUUCAGCCCCGUAGCCAAGCCCAGAGCCAAUCUCAAUCUCAAAACAACCCAGGACCUGUUCGUCGUUAUUUCUGCAAAAGAUGUGAAAACAAUCAUCCAGGGAGGGAUUGUGAAGGCAAUAAGGUGACGUGUAAUUAUUGCAAGAAGGAGGGGCAUAGAGCUUAUGAGUGUUUCACUAACCCUGAUGCUAAGAUUGGCCGCAAUUAUGAGGUGUUGAGGACACCCACUGCUAGUACAGCUAGUAAUCGCCCAACUACUUCUGCAGCUACAAAUCGUAGCGCAGGAACGGCUAAUGCUGCUCAGGCUAAGAGAAGUCUUGAGAAAAAGAACACGGGCAACCUUAAUCAUCUUAAGCAAGCAGAUGCAGAUAACCAGGGGAAUGCAGUGACCGGUACUUUCUCUAUCUAUUUUACACCUGCCUACGUUCUAUUUGAUUCAGGUGCAUCACAUUCAUUUAUAUCUGAAACUUUUGCAAAAAGGUUAAACUUAGAAAGUGUCACACCUUGUGAGGCCGAUAUUUCUGUUCCUUCUGGUCUAAGUGUCACGUGUAAUAGGAUGUAUUUAGAUGUCCCAAUAGCUUAUGGUGAAACUACCUUAUUCGCUGACCUAAUAGUUUUUCCUUUGAAAGAUUUUGAUAUAAUUAGGGAUGGACUGGCUAGAAAAGUAUAAAGCCAAGAUAGACUGUCCGAAACAAAAAGUAACAAUAGAGAGUCAUAAGGGUGUUCAUGUGCUUUAUAGUCGCGUCCAGUGAAGAUUAUUUCUGCUCUUACAUUGAAGUCUUAUUUAAGGAAGGGAUGCCCUAUGUACCUUUGCCAUAUUCAUGAUACUAGUAAGGAAAGACCACAGCUCGGAGAUGUCCCAGUUGUGAAUGAGUAUCAAGAUGUGUUUC
Molecule: messenger RNA, 2484 nt
Organism: Beta vulgaris subsp. vulgaris (sugar beet)
Lineage: Eukaryota; Viridiplantae; Streptophyta; Magnoliopsida; Caryophyllales; Amaranthaceae
Exons: 2
Coding region: 712-1722 (336 amino acids)
Source: RefSeq, a predicted model, not a curated record